Messenger RNA from Xyrichtys novacula (pearly razorfish), 10383 nucleotides. Lineage: Eukaryota; Metazoa; Chordata; Actinopteri; Labriformes; Labridae. The record is from the annotation of a GenBank genome assembly.
ACAGAUGUAGUUGCUACGACAGUGAAGGUACCAUGUGAGAAGUUGGUGUUCAGGUUUUCAGACUUUAUUAGAGAAUUAGGUGAUAUCUAAACAGAACAAAGACAUCAUGCACGAGAGGUCUCUUCCCGCCUCUCCCAACUGGUACUGCUCGCGCUGCAGUGACGUCAACAGCAGCGGUUUAUUAGGAGUCGGAGCCAAAAACAACAUUUACCUGAUCAGUGUGUCUGCAGACACCUGCAGGGUCACAGGUGAGCAGACCGACCCUCUUAUUAUGAUCUUUAUCUUUAAAUCUGAAGGUUCUGGGGAAAAAAAAUCCGUUUUUAAGACAAAUCAGGUCAUCUCAGGUGGGCUGAUGGGGAGGACAGGUGAAAACUCCCGCUGGGAAGUCAGAAGAUGGAAGUCUAAACUUUAAGGAGUCUGGAGCAAAAACAGAUUUUUACAGUUUGUCAUCUGUAGCCAGCUGCUAGGGCUGGACGAUAAAACGAUAUAAAUCAGAAAUAGUGAUGGGAAGAUCAGUUCUUUUGACUGAAUCUUUAGAAUCUGUUCCUUAAAACGAUUCGUUUAAAAGAUUCAUUGACUAAAUCAGUCAGUGCUUCAGAGCUUCGUCCUUCCGCUGCAGUAGACCUCACAGAUGCAGGAGAUUAUUGUGUUGGAAAAGACAUGCGACCAAUAAACACUGUUACAUUUAAUUUUUUAUAUCCUGAUAUUGAUCGAUAUCGACUGAUAUGAAAAUAUAUAUAUAUCGUGAUAAACCUUUUCCCAUAUCGCCCAGCCCUACCAGCUCCUCUGUUUUUCUGUGUCGUCCUUUUUCUGUCUCUGCUCUGUAUUGAGACCCUUUCUUUUCUCCACUCUGUGUGUUUUUCCUUCCAGGUGAGCUUGUCGGCCACAGAGACUCAGUGUCCGGCUUUUCUUUCUGUCAGCAUGAGGGUCAGAACCACGUCUGCGUCAGCUCCUCCAGUGAUGGGAGUGUCCGAUUCUGGGACUCAGACCAAAGGACUCUUAUAAGAGAGGAUGCAGCUCAUCAGGUGAGCGUUAACUCUCCUGACCGGUUCAGGGACUUAUCAAAGGGAUAUUAGGAAACUCAAGGAAGAACAUUUACGAUCAUUACUUUAUCAUUUCCUUGAAGUAAUAAUCAUCGUAUUAAUCAUUUUGUACUGUAGACGCUGUAGUUCUUCUGCCUUAAAUGAAAUAAUAGAAUUAAGUUUAUCUGUCACUGAUUUCUGGUUAAGAUGUAAAAACCCUGACAACACCAUUAUAACCAUCAUACUGUAUUAAACUGUAUUAAGUUGAUAUGUCAUGUUAUUUCUUUCCACACACAGACUGCCGUCACGGCGCUGCACUGGUCUCCGGUGGAUAAAAACCUGGUGUUGUCGGGUGAUGAAAAAGGGAUCGUGGUUUGUCACUGGUACAACACAGGAGACAUCUCCAGCUUCUUCCCUGAGCCCAGGACCAUCUUCUGCCUCAGCUGCUCCCCACACUCCUGGAGCUCUGUGGCUGUGGGGUAAGAACGCCCAUCAUAGAAAGUUCCCACUGUGGAAAUAUUACUAGCUCCUGUGAAAGACUGUGAGUCUGCUGUUGUUUUCAUGUCUCAGGUACAAAGACGGGAUGAUCGUGCUGAUUGACGUGAGUAAAAAAGGCGAGGUGAUGCACCGGCUCAGAGGACACGACGAUGAGAUCCACUCGCUGGCGUGGUCGUCGGAGAUCGGUGAAGACUUUCUCUACAGCAGACCCGAGGACAGUGAAGGCGGGACGGGUCUCAGUGCAGGAGAGGAGAGGGGCUGCUAUAUCGCAUCUGGGAGCAAAGACCAGACGGUGAGGAUCUGGAGCUCAGCGAAGGGGAAAGGUGAGAAAGGAGCUGAAGAUUUAACAUCUAUUCAAAGCAGCUCUGUGUGGGGGACAGUUUCAGGAGUCGCUCAUAAUGACGGCAGAGACAGAAAUAUGUGCGGUCAUGGUCAUGGAUGAUGUUUUAUAACGCCUCCUUCCUCCUGUCAGGGGUGAUGACUCUAAAGCUGCCGUUCGUGAAGAAGCGGGGCUCUGCAGUCGACCCCGGUGUCAAAGAGAGACUCUGGCUCCACGUUCACUGGCCUAAAGGACGGCCCACUCAGCUGGUGUCCAGCUGCUUCAGGUACGAAAACAACUUCAGUUGAAACGGUGAUGGACUCCAAAUGGAUCAGUGUCUCAUUUUCAGAGUGACGUCUGAUUUAAAGUCCUCCAAUAAUAUAACGCUCAAAGUUCUUGGUGUGUGUGUGUGUGUGUGUGUGUGUGUGUGUGUGUGUGUGUGUGUCCACAGUGGUGAGAUGUUGAUGUGGGAUCUGACCCGGGCUGGGAAGCAGAGGUGGACUCUGUUUGGGACGUCUUCAGAGGGUCAGAACCACAACAGGAUCGUCUUCAACAUGAGCUCAGUCCGCCUGCAGAGCGGCAGAGAUCUGCUGAUCAGCACCUCCAUGGACAGAGAGGUGGGUCACCGAGCGCCGGGACUCAGUUCUGUCUAUGAGGUUAAGCAGAACUUGGUGGAGCCCUGACUCUGGGUUUUGUCUUCCAGGUGAAGUGCUGGGACCUGGCCUCCUUAGACUGCCUCUGGACUCUGCCCACUCUGGGAGGUUUCGUCUACUCCCUCACCUUCUCCCCUGUGGGUACUGGGUGUCUGGCGUUGGGUGUGGGUGACAACAUGAUCCGGGUGUGGAACACACUGACCACCCAGAACCAGUACGACACCCGGUCCUUCUGGCAGGGCAUCAAGUCCAAAGUCACAGCGGUAAGAAGUUUGGGGUCAAGAUCACCUACCCCCAAUUUUCACUGCAUCCGGAACGGCUGCGACCUUUUCGUAGCCGUUCAGGAUGAGUUGAAAAUUGGGGGUUAGUUCACCAGGUCUACUUCAGUUUGGUCCUCAGAGGGGGUCUGUGGACCUUCAUAGUCUGUGGACCUUCAUGGUCUUAAUCUGCUGCUGUUACUCAGCUCAGAAACUUUCCGAUGACUCUGACGAAGUGUUUGAAGAAACUUUCUCCGACUCUCUGCAGCUGGCGUGGCAUCCCAAGAAAGAAGGAUCUCUGUCUUUUGGAACAGACGAUGGAAAAGUCGGGAUCUACGACGUCUUCUCAAACAAGUACGAUCCUUUUACUGUAGUGACUCAAAUAUAAGACAUCAUUGAAACGCUCCUGGUGAAGAUUAGAUAUAAAUUUCAGCAUCGAUCAAUUGACUGAAACAUCCAAGUUCUAUGUCGUAUAAUUGUGUCAUUAAAGUCUCUUAUUUCAGUUUGUUUAUCUUGUCCUGCCUGAAUCAUGUAGAUAUCAGGUCUAUCUUGUUGGUCAUAUCUUCUUGCAGCCUUUAUUUCCUGACUCAGGGAUUCACUCUGCUCUUUCUCCUCUCAGACCUCCUCAGAUUUCCAGCUCCUAUCACCGGAAAACAGUCUACACGCUGGCCUGGGGCCCCCCGGUCCCCCCUCUGUCAUUUGGUGAGUUCUCAAUGCGCUCCUAUCAGGUACUGCUGUUUGCUUUAAAUGCUCUGACUCAGCAGAAACACAGAGGGUGGGAGGCUGAAGAACCAGCGAGUCAGCAAAAAAAAGGACUAAUGGUGUUUAUAAUCGACUGUGUGAUUAAAAAAGCUGAGAAAGCUCCUGAUAUCUCCUCCUCCACUUCAGAAGAUCACCCUCUCAAACCGUCUGUUUCUGUCUGUCUGCUGUGUGACCUUCAGGUGCAGCAGGUGGGAAACCGUCCAUCAGCCUGUACAGCUGUGCAGGCGAGGGCGUCAUCUUGCAGCACGAUCCGUCGAAGCUGAGCGGAGACGCCACCGACAUCGACAAGCUGAUCAGAGACACCAACAACAUCAAGGUGGGAGGGGUUAACAGGAACAAGCGUAAAGUAGUCUGGGUCUGUGGGUCUUCAGUGUUUGUCUAAGUCCAGGAGAAACCUGACUCACCUGAGAGGUCCAGACUUCAGGCUGUGAGGGUCGGGGCUUUAAUGCUGGACGUGUCUGAAUAAGUGAUGAAGGUGAGCUCUUCUUCUCCACAGCAUAAACUUUCUCCACACACCGACCUCAGCUGGAAGCCGGAUGGGAAAGUGGUCGCCAUCGGCAAUGAAGACGGGUGAGUGAGCGUCCGGUCUUGACCCGCCUCGAAGGUCUGUUGAGUCCUGCAGAGCGUCAGCUGUUCACUGACAGCGUACGGUCUGCUGACGUUUAUAUGAACGUAUUAGUUUCUGUGUUUCUGUUGACGUCGCUCACGGUCAGGAAGUCUGAUCAGCCGUCUCACUGAGGCUUUCAGAGUCUGUAAACUUCACGGUUUAUCAGUUUGCUCUACUGUUGAAAGAGGACGGCUUUUUGAGGGCGCUGUGAUCGUGACCGGACCGUUGAACAAACAGUGUUGCCAACUCCUCAGUAAGAAAAGUCGCUAGUGGCUGUUGUAGAAGUUGCUAGAAGUCGCAUAAUUUCUCCGAUCUCCCCACCCCCAGGAGGAGGAGGAGGAGUCUUCCGCGGGGUGUCUGAGUGUCUGUGUCCGUUGAGAAGAGUAACAUCUAUUCCGCCGUUUCCGUUGGAGUCUCUAAACUCCAGAAAAAGUUGCUAGAUUUGUCGCUAGGCACUUUUUAAAAAAUAAGUAGCUAGGAGGGUCUGAAGAGUCACCAAAUCUAAGUUGGCAACACUGUGAACGACACUGUUGACCUCAGUAAACUGCAAAAAUGGAAAUGUCAAAAUGUCACUUGGGGGAAUUUCCCAACACCACGUGAGUCCCUGUCUGAAAAACGAUCGGACUCUCAUGUCAUUCAGUCAAAAAUUCUCUCCUGUCUCAGCUUUCACUUCAUCGUAGGAAUAAACACUUUCCAUCUUUGCUCGCUCUUUCUUCUUCGUGCUCUAACCGUACGUUUUCUGCUGCAGAUGCAUCGACGUGUACGAGGCCCCCGGUCUGAAGCUUCUGUGCAGCAUCCAGCAGCACCACAAGAUCAUCAACAAGCUAUGCUGGCAUCACGAGCACGGCUCUGACCCGGAGCUGCACUGUCUGCUGGCCUCGGGCUCCAGCAACGCCAUCGUUUACGUGCACGAUCUGCGCUCUGUCAUAGGUGAGAGGACGGCCCAGAAUAAACCCCGACACCUCCUCCACAGGUAAAAAGUUAAAGUCUCUGUUCUCUUGUUGUUGAUGUUAUCGUCUUCUCUUCGCACAGAGAGUCCUCCAGAGAGCCCGGCGGUUAUUACCGAGCCGUAUCGUAGGCUGUGCGGUCACACGGCCAAAAUCACCAGCAUGGCUUGGAGUCCACACCACGACGCCCGGCUGGUCACCGUCUCAUACGACGGCACGGCUCAGGUCAGACACAGAAGCAGCAUCCCUGAUUAUCGUAAAAUCGUGAUUUAAAUGGAAUCAGCAUCCAAAAAAUCGCAGAAGAAUCGAACAGGAGAAAAGGGUAUCGUCCCAGCCGCAGUAAUUUUUGUAAUUUUGAAAGAAGUGACUUCUUUCUUCUUCAGGUGUGGGACGUGCUGCAGGAGGCGGCUCUGGCUAACUAUCGAGGUCACGUCGGUUACCUGCUGAGCGUGGACUGGUCACCCGUGGAUCCAGACGUGGUCUGGACUGGAGGGAAGGACUUCACUGUGCAGGAGUGGAGAGUCUCCAAACAGGAGUUCACGAAGCCUCCUAAAGGUGAGUUUUCAGCUUUUUAAAACCCUCAGUGAAUAAAACGAUCUUCUCCCGAAGUCUCUCACAUUCAGGAGACGAUUCUUCAUCCUCAGGGAAAAAGGCGACGAUCAUGAAGGAGAAGACGCAGACCAAUCCCAGACUGAAGAAGAAGAACAAGAAGACGUCAGGGGCCGGCGGAGCUGCACCGCCGGAGAUGAACGGAGAGACAACGACAGGAAGGACGGAUCAGGAGCUUUGUGGAGAUGAUGAAGAAGAUGAAAUCCGCUCCAGGAGUAGUCCUCUACCUCCACCAGGUAACGGAGAGUCAAACAUCAACUCAGGGUUAAAAAAGUGGAAUUGUUGAGAUGAUUGAAAUCUGAAAUUCUGUCCUAGAAACUUUUGAGACACAAAGAAAAACCUCCAUGACGAUGAAGAGCAAAGACAAACCAGGUUUGUGGAUCAACUUCUUCAAAAGUUUGAGAUGAAAAGAUUUAAAAUCUGGCGGUUUGAAGGAUUUCAUGUGUCCGUCUUAGUGGUUCCAGACUCGGUCCUGCAGAAGAAGAAGAAGCCUCGCUCCAUGCUGCCCGUCAGCACCGCCAUGGACCAUCGACCCAAAGAGGAUCUGCUGCAGGACUGCAUCACUCUGGCCUCAGUCAGACACGGAGACGGUGAGAUUCAGACGCUGGUCUAGACCCGCUCCAGUCCUCAUCUUCAUCACAAACACUCUUCUCAUACUUUUACUCCAAUGCUGAUGUGUUUGUUGUUUACAGCGCCCCCUGCAGGCUGUGUUCCAGGCCGAGGAGAUCACGUCCAUCUGGGUCUUUUCUCCGACAGACCGGCUCUGUGCCGCAUGUUCGAGGCAGAGGGUAAGAUCGUGGUUUCCCUCGCUCUUUGUUAAGACCUUGUUUGCUUUGUGACGUUUUCUCACGCUGUCUGUCGUCGUUCAGAGGAGAGCCACGUCGAGGCGGGUCACUUCGACUCUGUGGUCUACCUGCGGCUGUGGAGCGGGGACUUGGAGGGGGCGCUGCAGCUCGCCACGGAGAAAGGAGAGCUGAGUGACCACCUGCUGUCCGUCGCUCCGAUGGGUGAGGAAGACUGUAAUCUUUGACGAUGCUUUCAAAGACCUCCAUGUUCUGCUGUAACUCCUGUGUCUCCUCCUCUUCCUCCUCCUCCAGCUGGUUUCCAGGUGUGGAGCCGGACAGUGGAGGCCUUUGUGAAGCAGCUGUGUCUGCAGGAGCAGUACCUGAAGGCGGCGUCACACCUGCUGUCAAUCAACAAGCUGUACGAGGCCGUGGACCUGCUGCGCUCGCACAGACUCUUCAGGUCAGCUCCAGCUCCGAUCCUGCUGAUCCUGGUUCAUGUUUUCAGUCUCACAGAUCUUUGUGUUUGAUUCGUAGGGAAGCCAUCGCUCUGGUUAAAGCCCGCCUUCCUGCAGACGAGCCUCUCCUCAAAGAUCUGUACACCAGCUGGGCGUCUAUCCUGGAGAAAGACGGACAUCUGUCUGCAGCAGCUAAGUGGUGAGAAUUCAAAGCUCUCUUAAAUUCUCUGGGCUCUAUUUUCGUUCCCGCCGGCAGUGCGGUGGAGGUUGGUGGACUCUGCGCAGUGGUAUUUUCUUCUGGCGGAGCCCGGUGCACAGCCAGUUUGGUAUUUUCAUAGACUGAGCGCACAGAGGUCUGCCAAGCUGGGCGGUGGUGCGGUAGGGGGAGGCGUCGACAGAAUCAGCAGGCGCAGUGACAUUUUCGUGCCCGCCGGUGGCGAAGAAAGUGCGCUGAAAGCUUGCAGAUUCAAACCUGGUCAGCUUUCAGCGCAGGCGGAGUGCAGCUGGUCUAGAGGUAUUUUGGUAGACAGGUGGCGUAGUGCGCAUACGUCUUCAGCCAUCUCUUGAUCUCUUUUACCACUUCACGAAAAUUGUAAUACGCCUCGCCGGUGGCGGAUUUAAAGGUGAGGAGAGGAGCGGAUGUGAUUGGUGAAAACAGGUCUCGGCUGUGUUAAACCCACUCCACGCCUUCUCUUCUCCCUCUCUAUGACUUGCGCAACUGGGAGGAGCUGCGUUAGGGAAGGGGGAUACCUACGCCGCGCCUGCGCCAUGCCGCCGGCGAGGCACGAAAAUAGAGCCCUCUGUCUCUAAAAAAAAUCAGUCCUUCAACUCUGUGUCUCUAAAAAUUCCGUCCUUAUCUUCUCUGUCUCUCCUCCUGCAGCUAUCUGGCUGCCGGUUCCAGUUUCGACGCCGCUAAAGUCAUCUCCAGAAAGAACGACGUCCCGUCUCUGAGGACAGCUGCCUCUUUAGCGAGGAUCUCAGGAGAGGUGGCUCUGGCUCAGUCUCUGGCGCUGAGGUGUGCUAAAGACCUGGCUGCUGAUCAGGACUGGGUCGGAGCUCAGGAGGUCCUCAGCUCACAGGAGAGCCUGCUGGUCAGUCACAGAAACAUCAGAGGGCAAUAUUUAAAGGGUUUUUUGUUUGACUGACGGCUCACAAAGAUCUGAACUCGCCGUCCUAAAAUGUUGGGUUGCUGUGUAAAAGUCCAGGUUCUUCUCAGCUCUGUAACACGAGUUUUCUUCCCCCUGCAGGUCCACAGGCUGCACCUCUGCGUCGCUGAGCUUCUGGCCGUGGAGCUCAAAGACUCCUCCGCUUCAUCUCCUGGACCCGUCGUCUCCAGUCACUCAUGGGCGUCACCAGAUGAGCAUCACGCCACUCUCCUGGAGCGAGUUAGAGGCGUGUGGGAGGAGCAGUUUGGCGUCUCACCGGAGUCGGCGGGUCAUCGCAGCGCCGCGGCUCUUCUGGAGGAGCUGAAGUCUGUAGAAAGUCCAACACUGACCCCCAACGUCCCCCUAAAACAGGUGCUUGAACCUGGACUGCUCCUCCAGAUUCUGAUACUGAUUGAUUUAAGGUUUAAUCAGAUCAAUUAAACUUUCUCUCUCCAGGUUCAGCUGUAUUCAUCCCUCCAUCUGACCCGUGCCGUGCUCAGCUGCUUAUUGGACGAUGGCGGUCAGCUGAUGAAGGAGCUGUGGACGGCGGUGGCCUGGUUCAGAGAUUCUGGACACCUGUGUGUCUCUGCAGAGCUCUGCAGGCGCCUCUUUCCUGACGGUAAAACCACGACACACAGUUUUUUUGAUGCACCUCCUCGGUGAAACAAGAUUCAUCUUGAUUUAAAACUCUGCAGUCAGAUAAACAAACUCCAGCUCUAGUUUUUUCUGCUUUUGUCUGACAAACUAAAACAUUCAGUAAAAAAUACAAAAAGAAACAUCGUAACUUCGCUCUAGACUGCCUCUAUUUUUGAGAUACGCAGACGUUAAAGACGAACACAUGAUCGUUUCUGGUCUAUUAACUGUCAAAGUUUGUAACCUGUUCGUCAAACAUCCUGCACUGAUGUUUCUCCAGCUUUUCCAUCAUUGUAAACGAAUCUGAACGCAAGAAAUCACAUGCAGCUAAAAGGCGGAUUCAUCUUAACCCUCAGACAUCACCAGCAGAACCACAGCGUUCAUAUAGAACCAUAAAUCCUCCAAUAAAGAGCAGCAUUAUGUCGGCUGGUUGCUACACGUCAAAAAUUUGAGGAGAGAAGAAGCUGAUAGAGUUUAGAACACUAAUUUAGAAAUGAUGAAUGUGUUUCAUUAAAUAAUACAUCUGCAGACUUCACACAUCUCUUUUCUUCAUCAGGUGACGUCGGUAUUUUGUCUAGAAAACGCUCCAAAACUCUUCAGCUCACAGAAGAAGAUGUAGAAUCUAAAGCUGCAGCCGACAGCCUGCAGGCCUUUGUCACCUACCACAGACUCUAUGAACUCUGGUGGAGCUCCUCCUCCACCUCCAUUCAGAACGGUUUUCCUCACUCAGAGGCCGAGCUGAAGGAUGGCGUGAUGAACGGAGGAGUUUCAGGGUCAGAGGGCAGAGUCAGGAGGACUGUUAAACUGGACUUUGACGUCUCUCUGCUUCUGUCUGAGACUCACGCGGUCUGUCAGGCCGCUCAGAGGUCAAUCAGAGAGAUCCAGGAGCGUCUGAAGGUCAUGGUGCUGCAGCACAGCAGAGCUCAGAGCGGACAACAUCAGCCAGGAGAGAGGGAGGCUGACACGCCGAACCAGAACUCCACCGCAGGAGAGACGACGGAGAACCAGGAGUCUGCAGGAGCUGCUGAACGGUGAGGAGCUGGACCAAUCAGAAUCAAGUAUUUAACAAGGAAGCCGGGUAGUAACGUCUUCUCAGAUUUAUGUUUUUAUCUCCUAAAUCAAAACCAAACUUUGACCCCUGAGGUAAGAUGUAAAAAAAUAUGUUAACCUUUGACCUCAGCGAAGUCCUUGAGUUAGGUUGUUCCUCACCUUGUCCAGUCUGAACCGUCUGUGUUUUUGUCCAUCAGGCCCGAGCAGCAGGACACUCUGAUGUCUUUGUCCUCCAAGAUGUCGGACCUGCAGAAACAGCUGACCGACCUGCCCGACACCAUCAAGGUACGACUCUGAAAAAGAAAACAAACGCAGGAUGAGAUUAACGACGGUUUUGGUGGAGGUGGACUGAACCUGCUCUAUAGUGACCCUCCGUAUUCAGUAAUCAGUGUUUCUCCACAGAUGUAUCCUCACCCGGACGUUGUGGAGUGCUGCCUCGUCCUCCUCCACUUCAGCAGAUCUUCAUCGUCCGUUUCUGAGUCUCUCCAACAAGAGGCCAAAGAUCUUCUCCUCAAACACGGGGCCAAACUCAGAGCCAGCAGACGGUUUCUGGUCUGAAUCUUUGUCAGUGAUAAACUGAAAGAAGCACUUCAACUGUACAGAUUUAUGCUGAAUAAAUAAAACUUGUUUUUGACAUUAAA